This is a messenger RNA of Calliphora vicina (urban bluebottle blowfly), 834 nucleotides long. Its product is annotated as farnesol dehydrogenase. NCBI's taxonomy places the organism in Eukaryota, Metazoa, Arthropoda, Insecta, Diptera, Calliphoridae. The record is from RefSeq and is a predicted model, not a curated record. The coding region runs from base 83 to 832 and encodes 249 amino acids. The transcript is spliced from 2 exons.
UAUUCCAAACCUAAACCAGAAAACAACACGUUUUCAUUGCUCUAAGCUAAAAUCCAAAAAUAAAUUUAAAAAAAAAAUAACCAUGGAACGUUGGCAUAAUCGUGUAGCUGUUGUAACCGGUGCCAGUUCGGGCAUUGGAGCCACCUGUGCUAAAAUGAUUUUAGCUGCUGGUGUUAAGGUUGUUGGUCUGGCCAGACGUACCGAACGCAUGGAAGAAUUUAAGAAAUCCCUACCCACCGAACAACAAGCUAGAUUCUUCUAUCACAAAUGUGAUGUCUCCAAAGAGGAUGAGGUUAAUACCGCCUUUAGUUGGAUCGAAAAGACUGUAGGAGGCACUGAUAUUUUGGUGAAUAAUGCCGGUACCAUACGUGAGGGAAAUCUUGUGGAUAUGCCCAUGCAGGAUAUUAAAGAUGUGGUGAAUACCAAUUUAAUGGGAGCCAUUUAUUGCACACAAAAUGCUUUCAAGAGCAUGAAGGCUAGAGAUUCAGCGGGUCAUUUGAUUUACAUUAAUAGUACUGCCGGUUUGGCUGGUUACAAUCCUGGUCACGAAUAUCCCAGUUUAAAUGUUUACACACCCACGAAAUUUGGCUUGAAUGCCGUGAAUGAGAUUUGCCGCCAGGAACUGAUUACGCUGAAGAAGAAAAUUAAGACAACCAACAUUAGUCCCGGUUGGGUUGCCACUGAAAUCGUGCCCGAUGAAACCAUAGAAAUGUUGGGUGAUGUUAUACUCCAGGCUGAUGAUGUUGCUCAAGCUGUUAUUUAUGCUUUGUCCACAGCGCCUCAUACACAAGUGCAAGAAAUUACUUUAAGAGCUGUGGGUGAAUGGUAUUGAAA